This is a messenger RNA of Miscanthus lutarioriparius, 11265 nucleotides long. The record is from the annotation of a GenBank genome assembly. NCBI's taxonomy places the organism in Eukaryota, Viridiplantae, Streptophyta, Magnoliopsida, Poales, Poaceae.
AUGGUGGGGCUCGGUAUUGGAGCACCAAUUGUGCAGGUUUAUCAUGAGAAAUCUUUUAUCUUACCUGAUGUUUCAAGGGUGCUUGCAUGCCUUUAUGAGAAGGAUGUCAAGUUUGAGACUCACACAGCCUCUUACAAGAGCUUACUCAGACUGCAGGCAUCAUCACAUGCUCCAGUUCCAUUCUAUGAUGGCCCUACAUUUCUAGAAGAAUCCAGAGAAAUCUGCCGUUAUAUAGCAGAAAAGUACGAACAUCAAGGAUAUCCGUUCCUCCUUGGGAAGGAUGCCCUUGAGAGGGCUUCAGUUGAGCAAUGGCUCCACAAUGAGGAGCAUGCUUUCAACCCUCCAAGCCGGGCCUUGUUUUGUCAUUUGGCCUUUCCCCUGGGUGAAGAAGAAGAUGAUGAUAUUGACAUUCAUACAAGGAAGCUAGAAGAGGUUCUGGAAGUUUAUGAGCAAAGGCUCAGUGACAGUGAAUUCCUAGUUGGAAACAAGUUCACUCUUGCUGACCUUGUUCACCUGCCAAACUCCCACUAUAUCAAAGCGUCUAACAAGUUUCUUUACCUUUAUGAUUCGAGGAAAAAUGUAAGGAGGUGGUGGGAUGCUAUUUCUGAUCGGGAUUCUUGGAAGAAAGUACUGGGGUAUAUGAAGGGGGUGGAGGAGCAGAACAAACAAGAAGAACUCAAGAAGCAGCAGCAGCAGGAGGAGGAGGAGGAGGAUCCUAGAACCUCUGCUGACUCAAUUCGGCUAGACCCUAGAAAGCAGAUCAGAACAGAGCCUCGGACAAUAUUGGUUCCUCCUACUGAUACCGUGUCAUCAUCUUCCAUAGUUCCUCGAACAAAGAAGCCUCUUCCUAGUGAUACUUCCCCUGAUGAAUUACUGAUAUCCUCAAGCCAUAGUACUCCUGCUGCUGAUAAAACUUCAGCUGUCCAAAGCAAGGAAACUACCAUCUUUACUAACCCUCAAGAAACACCACCAACCUCAGUUCAAAGUACUCCUGUCACUUCUAAAAAACACUCUAUUCCUGUCCAAAGCACUAAACAUGCUACUUCCCCAACCACUGCCAAGAAGCCCCCAAUAACUGAUGCAGCCAAGUCCAGGACCAAAGAUGCUUCGAUCCUCGAAUCAAGUUCAUCCAAGGAUGUUUCUAGUGACCUUGAUGUGUUUGAUCACUACCCAAGCCAUACUGAUGUAGAUACACCAUAUAUUGAACCUACUACACGAAAAACUUCAGAAACAUUGGAUGCAUUCCCUGGGUCCAACAUUGGCACUGGUUAUACUAAAACCAGUUCUAUAUCAGCCAGAGAAGAGCCUGACCAACCCACUGCAUCUGAUUUCUACAAGAGUGACAGCACAGGCACCAGUGUUGAUUCUCGGUUCAAAGAAUCAGUUCCAUAUUCUGGCCGUACUCCACCAGAACUUGAACCUACAGAUACUUCUGCUAGCAAGCUCCACACAACUGAUGUUCAUCGUAGGCUCCAGGUUGAGCAGUGGCAUUCUGCUAAAACUGGAUUAAAUGACCUAAAGCAUGAUGAUGCUGAUCAUUUAGUGUCUACUCAACAAGGAAAACCAAGAAAAGAUGUGCAGCAGUAUCCAUCACAAGAUUCAGAACAGGCAACCUCACAUUCUGUUCCUCAAGAACCAAUGAGUCGAGAUGUCUUGUCUCAACUUGAGGAUCGUGCAUCUUCCGAUCAGAGAGGUGCUUUAAUGCCCCCUUCUACACAAGAACAUGGUGUUACUCCAUCAAGGGAAGCAGCAGCUAAAGAUGCUCGCAGGAGAAUUUCAUCCCAAGCAGCGUAUCCAGGUGGUCAAGAUACCAGCAAGCAACCUAGAGACCAUGGUUUUGUACCAAGGGAGGGAGAACCACAAGAUGCUAGGGAGAUAUUUGAUGAAUCACAGGCUCCAGAUUCCACUAUAUCCAGUGAGAGAUUUUCAUAUACUUCUCAAUCUUCUCUCCCAAGACAAGAUUUAGAUGGUGCUCGUCUUGCUACUGCACCAUUUGAAACGAGAUAUCCUGGAGCUGAAGAUACUUCCAAGCAAGCUAAAGACAAAAUUUCUACCCCAUGGCAAAUGACAGACCAUGAUGCUGGAGAUGUCAAAGAAGAAACAAAAGUUUCUGAGUCUUCAUCAUUCCAAGUGGAACCUUCAUAUUCUGAGAGGGCCGAUGCUCCUUCAUGGAAGCAAGAAACAAUUGAUGACAUCUUCAAAGAAACAAGAUAUCACAGUGUGGCCCCACCUUCCCAAACAAGAUAUCAGACUCCUCCAUCCAAAGCAAGAUAUCCAACUGCUGAAGAUGCCAGCAAGCAAGCAAGAGGGACUGCGCCAACACCUAAGAAGAAAGCUGCCCAAGAUGAUAAUGACACCUCUGAAGAAUCAAAGACUGCCGAUGAAGUAGCAUCAACUGAGCAGCCUUUAGAUGCUUGGAGAUCACCUGUUUCUCCACGAAGACAAAAGGUCGAGGAUUCUUCUAGGUCAGAUACAUCAUUCCAAAAGAGAGAUCCUUAUGAUGAAGAAGACAUACAAGUUGCCAACACUGCUUCUGUGUCAUGGCAAAUUGCACCUGAUGGUGAUAAAAAUAUCUUUGAAGAAACAAAACUUCCUGACUCUACACCAACAAGUGCAAAACCCGUGUACACACCGCGAGCUCCUUUUCCUCCUCCAAGGCAAGCAGAAGUUAAAGAUGCUAAGGACAAAGGCAGACAAAGUAGAGUAACCAUUCCUGAAUCACAGAAAAUGGUGUCAGAGGAUGCCCAAACCACACAUGGAGAAAGGAAGACUGGUACACCUGGAGAGCAAUCUUCAGAUCGUCUGCAAGCUAUUCCUCAAUCAAGGCCACCAGCAGCUAAAGGUUUGUCUACCAAAGAAGAAAUAACCAAUGAACAGACAGUGGUGCCACCUCUAUUGAGCAAUGAACCAACAUCUCGAGUUCAACCUGCCUCUGAAUCCUUGCAAGAAGUAGCUUCCCGUGGAGGUUUGUCUACCAAACCAUCCACCAUUGAACAAUGGCAGCGUGCAACUGUGCCACUAAAUGACAUAACUUCUAGUUCUGGUGAUGGUGAAAUUGGAUCAGAGACACCUGGUGUCCAAAGUGCUUCAUCAUCAUUCCCAGGAGCUUCCACAGCUCGCCAUGCCACUAGUGAUGAUAGGUUUGGUAGGCAGUCGAUUAUUGAUGAAAGAGUUGGAGAACCAACAAAAAUACUACCAACUCCAUAUUCUGCUCCAGCACAUACCAAGAGAGAAACUCCUGAUGGUCAUGAAAUUGUUGAUUCAGAGCUUGUCAGCACACCUGACAGACAUAUAUCAGAGGCUGCAAAAAUUAGACAGGAUCAAGCCACAGUCCAUGAAGAUGUUCAUGACGACAAUUUGUCAGCUCAUGAUGUGGCUAAAGAUACCUUCAAAGAAGCAAAGGUUGCUGAGUCUACACCAUCUAGUGCAAAACCUAUGUACUCUCAACAGCCUGCUCCUACUCCAAGGCAUGCAGAAGUGGAAGAUACUUGGGACAAAGGGAUGAAAGGUAGAGAAGCUGUUCCUGACCGACAACAAAUGUUGGAAAAAUGGGCAGGUACAGCCGGAGAGCAAGUUUCUGAUCGUUGGAAAGCAAGUGCUCCAUCAAGACAGGCAGCAGCUGAAGAUGUUCGUGGUGCAACUGGUGAUACAAUACAGUCUCCAGAUGUUCUUGACCCUUCCAAGAAAUCUAGAGGUGCCUUUGAAGAAGCUAAAGGCCCUGGCUCUGUUAAGGAGGAGAAGACGUCCUCUAUUUACCAGAAGAAGCCUCUGGUGGCACAAGACAGUCAGGAGCAAGCUCAAACCAUCCCAGCUGGUGAGAAAGCAGAUGGUUCUAUACGAAAGCAUCAACAAGCUUCUGAUGCUCCAACUACUUUUGUUGAGAAAUUAGAUGCUUCAGAACCAGCAAGAGUAAAAACUCAUGGUGACUUCAGUGCUGAACAGCCAUCUAGAAAAGACACCACUGAUGACCAGAAAGUGGCACCGCCUCUUUCGACUAGAGAACUAACUUCCCAAGUCCAACCUCCCUCUGAACCAUCGUAUGAUGCAGCUCUCCACAGAGAUUUGUCUAGCAAACCAUCCACCAUUUAUCAAUGGCAACUUUCAUCUGUGCCAUUACAUGAUGUGACUAGUAGUUCCGGUGAUGAGGUGGCCAAGUCGACCGUUGAUGAGAAGCCAACACCAAUGAGUCAGCAAAAAUCUGAUGAGCAAAGAGCAGAACCACCCGUACCAAUAGAAGCAGAAAUAUCUGAUGUUCAACAAGCUUCACCAUCAUUUCCAGGAGCUUCCAUGGAUGAUCAUGCCACUAUCGAUGAUGAGUUUGCCAUGCAGUCAAUUAUUGAUCAAAGAGUUGGAGAACCAACACAAAUGCAAACAUCAAGUCCAGAUGCUCAUCCUGCUUCAGAACCUACUAAGAGAGGAACUCCUGAAGGUCAUGAAAUUGGUCAUUUAGAGCUUGUCAGUACACCUGGUGGACAAAUAUCAGAAGCAAAAAAAGCUAGAGAUGAUCCAGCCAGAGCAGAUAUUCAUGAUGGUCAUAGUGCAGAAGAGCAAUAUAAAAAAUACACUGUCGAUGAUCAGAAAGUGGCUUCAUCUCUAUCAAGCAAAGAACCAACAUCCCAAGUGCAACCUGCCUCUGAACCAUUACAAAGAGCAGUUCCUGAUGGGGAUUUGCCUAGCAAAUCAUUCACCAUUGAUCAAUGGCAACGCACGGCUGCUCCAUUACAUGGUGUAAUUACUGAUUCUGGUGAUGAUGAGGCAGCCAAGUCUUCUAACAAUGGUCAAAAGGCAAGACUGAUGAGUCAAGAAGCAACUCCAAGUUCACAGAGUGUCAAUCAGAUGGCCAAACAAUCUGGUGAGCAAAGCGUCGAACCACCUGUACCAAUUGUUGCAGAAGCAUCUGAUGUUGCACGUGCUGCACCGUCGCUCCCAGAAGCUGCCAGGGCUGAUGGUGCCACUAUCAGUGACAAGUUUACUGAGCAGUCCAACAUUGAUGAAAGAGUGGGGAAACCAAAACAAAUGCAAUCACCAAUUACAGCUGCUCGUCCUGAUUCAGCACCUACCCUGAGAAGAACUCCUGAUAGUCAUGAAGCCGGUGAGCUUGUCAGCGCACCUGAGGGCCAAAGAUUAGAGGGUGCAAAAGCUACUCGAGAUCCUGCCACAAUCCACGAAGAUGUUUAUGAUGCCAGUUUGUCAACUCAUGAUGCAGCUAUUGAUGAAAAGACAGCAACGGAUCAUGCUAGUGGUGAUGAGGUUGUCACAGGAUCUUUACAUGAUCACCAGACACCGCGACCUGCAUCAAUUCAAGUACAACCAACUGUUGAGACUCCACAUGACUCUGAUUCAUUCCAAUAUGUACAUACUGGUGACUCGGGAAAAGCUGAAUUGGCAAAACCAACUGUAACUGAUCAAGAAGCAACAGUGCCUGCAGCUGGCCCAACAUCAGCGGAUCCCCAACGUGCUGACAUCAUACCAGCUGGAGUAGCCCAUUCUGAACAGAAAUCCACUCCGUCAGAUAAAGGAUCAGCUCGUGCUGCACAACAUCCUUCCCCUGUUGAACCAAUAAAGGCAGACAGUAAUGUUUCUGCAGCUAAUUAUACUAAUGCGCCGCAAAUGAUUUUUCGGCAACAGGCCAGACCACCUGCACCGAGCACAAUAGCAAUUCGAACCCCAGAUACCCAGGGUGUUAUAGGGAAAAUCCAGGAGGUAACUCCUGAUAACCGCAGCACUGAUGACUCAGGAAAACCAUUUGUUCCAAAUCAAGAACAUGUUUCACAUGCAUCAGAAGCAAUCCCUGGUCAAGAAGAAAUGACAUUUCCACAAGGUGCAAGAGUUUUUCCAACGUCAGAUACCCAACUUUCCUCGGCAGAUGUUCAUGAAGUCACCCCCGAUGGCCAACUGACUGUUGAGUCAAGUACUCCAUUGGUUUCAAGUGGAAAACAAGGUUCUCAUGUCAGAUCUCCUUUCAAACCAGGUGAAGUAGGUCCUGCUGAAAAGAAAUUUGUCCCGUCAGAUGAAGAAUCACCUCAUUCUUCAGAAGAGUCGAUCUCUGGUGAACCUAGGAAAGAGAAAACUGUUAUUCCCACUGCUGAACAGACCACGGCACAGCCAACAAUCAUUGGUCGACAAGACAUACCAGACAGAAAACAGGCUCUGACAUCAGAAGACACACUUAAUAAUACAGCUACCCAUCACGAUGUUCACCGUACUGGUACCAUUGAACCUGCCAGAAGACCUUUAUCAGUUGAAGGGGAAGAACUAAUGCCCGCAACUCAAGCACCAUCACCUAGUGUGGCUAGAGACUCCUUCCACACUGAGCUGGAAAAUGUUCAGUCAGUGAAACCAUCAGCAACUCCAGAUGCUCGUGACAUCACACCUAGUAGUGCACCUGGUGAAGCAGCGCUUGCUGAGCAAAAAUCUGCCUCAUCAGGUCAAGGUUCUGCUGAUCCUGCACAACCAUCUUUCUCUCUUGGCCCAAGGAAUGAGGAGAUUAGAGAUUCGUCUCCUUCAGCUAUGCUCAUUUCCUCUACUGAUCCAAGUAAAGGAGAUCCUAUGGUUGCUGUACGUGAUCAAGCCAAGGAUUCGCAAACAACUCCUGGCCAACAAGACAUAUUGUCUACCGAACAUCCUUCAGGGAAGGUUCAGGAAAAUAUACCUGGUGAUAACUUGGGCAAAGCUAAACCUUCAAGACCAUCCUCUGCUAUUCAAGAAGGCAAACCUUCAAAAGCAUCAGCUUCGGGCAUACAGCUUGGUAGUGUACCAAAUGAAUUAUCCGUUGAUGAACAGAAGUUUGCUCCACCAGAGCCAAGGAGCAAGGAGAUUGGAGAUUUAGCUCCUUCCACACAGUUAGAUUCCACUACUGAUCCGAGAAAUAAAGAUGUCAUUGUUGCUGCACCAGAUCAAACCACGGACUCCCAAACUACUCCUGGGAGACAAGUAAAAUUUUCUGCACCAACCUCUCAGGGUCCUUUAGGGAAACUUCAGGAAGAUGAACCUGCUGAUGACUCAGGUGAGAAAAAGUCUUCCAAACCACCCUCUGUUGUUCGAGAAGGCAAACCUGCUGCAGCAGUCCCAGUAUCAGCUCCGGACACACAACAUGGUGCUGCGCCAGAUCAAGUUGCGGUUGAACAAAAGUUUUCUCCGUCAGGUCAAGAUUCUGCCCAUUCUGUGCAGACGUCUUUCUCUACUGAACCAACAAAAGAAGACACUGUUGUUGCUCCAACAGAUCAAACCAGCACACUUGAAAGAACAGUUGAUCAAAAUUACAUGACAACUGUUGCAGACAAAGCAAAAACUCCCUUCUCGGGUACUCCUGAUGCUUCAAGUAAAACUCAGAAAAGUAUCGAGGAUGAUCACAUUGAUGAGAAACUUCCAAGCCAGGGGCAAGUUUCUCCUGAUAGGCAUGUUUCUGAGUCACCCCAAGGACGUAGCCCUGAAGCCCACAGUGAUGUUGUUGAUAAGGAGACAACGCUUGGAUCUAGCGAAGCAGAAACUUCAAAAACUGGACCUGGUUCAACAUCAAUCAGUGCUGAUGGUCGUCUUAGCAGCAGCGACAUGCCAGCAGCAGGUUCUUUGCCAGAAACACAGGAUCUGCAGGACUCUGCAUCUGCCCAGAAUGUACUUACUGAUUCCUUAGGAAAAAUCGAGUCGCCAGGACACGUUUCAACUGAUCAAGCCAUGGCACCUACAAUGAUCCCAUCUUUACCUUCAGUUGCUCCCCUAGGUACUGUACCAGGUACAAAUUCAGUCCAGCCGCCACGGCAAGCUUCCACAACAUCUACAGUGGACCUAGAAUCUGUUCCAGACACCCAGAAUGGUAUCCCACAGGGCAAAGCCACCCCAGGUGAACAGAAAUCUACUAUAUCUGAUCAAGAACCCGCACAUACUACAGAACGCCCUUCCUCCACUGAACCAAGGAAAGAAGAAGCAAAUACCGCUGCAGGUGAUCAACCAAAUGUAACACAAGGUCCAGAGACAACUGUUCGACAUCAAGCCAAGGCACCACCACCAGAUUCAAGAGAGGCUUUACAGAAAUAUCAGCAACCCUCUCAUGCUGUGCUUCCUUCUGACAUACGUGACGGACCUACUCCUGGAGUGCGCAGUGCCAUUGUUGAUAAGGAGACAACACAAACUUCAGUCAAUGAGCCUAACUCAACACCAACCCGUGGGGAUGUGCUGCCUACAAGAUCUGUACAGAAUCAAGAAGCACAGCCUCCAGCAACUCAAGAACCAACUUCUCAGGGUCUACAAGACUCAGCAUUUUCCCAGAAUGAUUCCUCUGGAAAUAUAAAGUCACCAAGACAAGCCUCAACUGAUCAAAUUGUGGCACCUGCGAUAAACUCUGCAGCACCAACAGGUGCUCCACGAGGUACUGAACCAGGUCCAAAUUCUUCUCAAUAUGUACAGUCCCCUUUCUUUACUGAGCCAACAAAAGAAGACACUGUUGUUACUGCAGCUGAUCAAGCCGAGAACAUGCAAACAAUAACUCAUCAACAAGCCAUUACACCUGCUCCAGACACAGCUAAACCUCCAUUCCCAGGUGCUCGGGAUGCGUCAAGGAAAUUUCAGGAAAGUACUCCUGAUGAUGGGCCAGUGGAAGAUUAUUCUCCUAAGCCUGCAGCACAUACAAAGCCCCCUGCAGCAGCUCUAGAUGUAUCACCACCGUAUGCCUCGAGCAAGGCUAAAUCAACUGGGCAAGGAGCCAAGCCACCAACAGGGUACCAAGCAUCUUCUCCGGAAACUCAGCUUGGUUCCUCACAAACACAAGGCGAAGCUGCCCCAGCAGAACAAAAAUUUGCUGUAUCAGAUGAAAAAUCUGUCAAUGUCUCAAAAUCAGUUGCCUCUGCUGAACCAAGGGAAGAAGAUACGGAUGCUGCCACUGCUGAUCAAACGAGUGUACCACCGACAAAUGUUACCCGUCAGGUCACAAGCUCAACACCAGAUGCUAGUGACGCUUUAUCAAGAGAUCAGGAAUCUUCUCCUGACGAUGGUCAGAUCAGCAAUUUGGGAAGCCCACUUAUUGCUAGCCAAGAAGAAGCCUCUCGUGCUGGACGUGCUUCUGAAGGAUCUACUCCCAAAGUGCAUAGUGCCAUUGCAGAUGAGAAGAGGACACUUCCAUCUAGCCAGGCACAAACUUCAAGCACUGGGCCUGAUUCAGCACAAAUUGGUGGUGAUGCUCGUCUUAAUGGUGCUGGUACGCCAGCCACAAGCUCUAUGGAGAAGCAAGAGGCAGAACCUCCUGCAGCAACACAAGCACCAACUUCUAAGGGUCUGCAAGAUUCUGGAAAUAUCGAGUCACCAAGACAAGCCUCAACUGAUCCAACCGUGACACAUGCGAUGAACUCAGCAGCACCAUCCGAUGCUCCUGAAGGUACUGAACCAGGUCCAGAUUCUUCUCGAUCCGUACAGACCCCUUUCUCUACUGAGCCAACAAAAGAAGACACUAUUGUUACUGCAGCUGAUCAAGCCGAGGACAUGCAAACAAUAACUCAUCAACAAGCCAUUACACCUGCUCCAGACACAGCUAAACCUCCAUUCCCAGGUGCUCGGGAUGCGUCAAGGAAAUUUCAGGAAAGUACUCCUGAUGAUGGGCCAGUGGAAGAUUAUUCUCCUAAGCCUGCAGCACAUACACAGCCCCCUGCAGCAACUCUAGAUGUAUCACCACCAUAUGCCUCGAGCAAGGCUAAAUCAACUGGGCAAGGAGCCAAGCCACCAACAGGGUACCAAGCAUCUUCUCCGGAAACUCAGCUUGGUUCCUCACAAACACAAGGCGAAGCUGCCCCAGCAGAACAAAAAUUUGCUGUAUCAGAUGAAAAAUCUGUCAAUGCCUCAAAAUCAGUUGCCUCUGCUGAACCAAGGGAAGAAGAUACGGAUGCUGCCACUGCUGAUCAAACGAGUGUACCACCGACAAAUGUUACCCGUCAGGUCACAAGCUCAACACCAGAUGCUAGUGACGCUUUAUCAAGAGAUCAGGAAUCUUCUCCUGACGAUGGUGAGAUCAGAAAUUUGGGAAGCCCUCUUAUUGCUAGCCAAGAAGCCUCUCGUGCUGGACGUGCUUCUGAAGGAUCUACUCCCAAAGUGCAUAGUGCCAUUGCAGAUGAGAAGAGGACACUUCCAUCUAGCCAGGCACAAACUUCAAGCACUGGGCCUGAUUCAGCACAAAUUGGUGGUGAUGCUCGUCUUAGUGGUGCUGGUACGCCAGCCACAAGCUCUAUGGAGAAGCAAGAGGCAGAACCUCCUGCAGCAACACAAGCACCAACUUCUAAGGGUCUGCAAGAUUCUGGAAAUAUCGAGUCACCAAGACAAGCCUCAACUGAUCCAACCGUGACACCUGCGAUGAACUCAGCAGCACCAUCCGAUGCUCCUGAAGGUACUGAACCAGGUGCUCAGGAUGCGUCAAGGAAAUUUCAGGAAAGUACUCCUGAUGAUGGUCACAUUGAUAAGCCUCCUCGGGGAAGUUCUUCUGAACCACGUGAAGGACAAACUUUUGGUCCAUAUCGAACUAACGUUGAUGAAAAGACGACCACAUUUGCAUCUAGCCAAGCAAAUAUUUCAGAUUCUGGGUCUGAUUUAGCACGAACCCUUGGUGAUGUUGUCCCUUCAAUUGUUGAAGGGCCAGCAGAAAAUUAUUCUCCUAAGCCUGGGGCACAAACACAAUUACCUGCAGCAGUUCAUGUAUCAUUUGAUGCCUCGAGCAAGGCUAAAUCGACUGGUCAAGCAGCCAAGGCACCGACAGGGUACCUAGCAUCUUCUCCAGACACUCAACUUGGUUCCUCGCAAACACAAGGCGAAGCUGCCCCAGCAGAAGAAAAACUUCCUGUAUCAGGUAUGCAUUCUGUUCAUCCUUCAAAAGGAGCUUCAUUUGAUGUUUUGAGUAAUGAGAAAACUACUAUGACUCAAGAUCAAGUCAACACCCUACCAAAUGGCGAUCUUUCAUCCAACCAAGUACUUGAGCAAUCUGAGAGUCUAGACUCCAAAGGAGUAAACUCCGGAAGGAACCUCGAAGGAGCAUCAACCAAUGAAGAAUCCAAGGUGCUGCUACAGUCUGAAGACAAUACCCAAGGUCGUGGAACUGAUGCACUAAGCUUAGAAACUGACCAUCCUAGCAACGGUGGCCUUCCAGCAAAUAGCUAUCAGAACAACAGUAGCCAAUCUCAGGCAGAAGCUUCAAAUAAAUCUAUCGAGCAAUCAUCUCCUGGUAUUCGGAACAAGGACAGUGACUCCAGCAGAUUGGAUGACUCAACUGAUCCCACCAAGCCUGAGACUUGA